Messenger RNA from Rosa chinensis, 1420 nucleotides. RefSeq names its product glutamic acid-rich protein. The coding region runs from base 29 to 919 and encodes 296 amino acids. The transcript is spliced from 5 exons. Lineage: Eukaryota; Viridiplantae; Streptophyta; Magnoliopsida; Rosales; Rosaceae. The record is from RefSeq and is a predicted model, not a curated record.
UUGAUAAAUCAACGUGGGUUUUAGGUCUAUGACCCAAUUUCUCUCUCGCUCCCUCUCUCUCUAUAACUGCGAAGGUCAUAGUAGCUAUAGCAAACCAGCAAUGGCCACGAGUGAGGAGAAGACCAACAAUACUAAAGAAGGGAACAACCUACUGGGCUCGCCGACCUUCAAGGAGCUCGAUAAUGGUCGCUUCCAGUGCGUCGAGACUGGCCACCAAUUACUGGCCAAAGACAUUGAAUCCUACUCUCAGAGCAAACGGUGCCGUUUGGGUCUCAUCGAAUUCGCACUCUCUCAUAAGAAGCCUCCUCUCAACAUGUUCAAGCAGGACCCUCUUUCUCGUUCAAAGUUGGUGUGUAAGCUAACCGAGGAUACCAUCAAUAAGUCAGAGGAACACAUUUGGAAGCAUAUUAAUGGGAAACGAUUCCUCAACAAACUGGAAGAAAUGGAAGAACAAAAGUUGACAGUAAAUGAAAUGGAAGAAGAGCUGGAUGAUCACAAACCUGAAAAAGUAUCUAAGCCAGGCAAAGAUGGUGCCAGGAAGGAGAAAAAGGAGAAGAAAAAGAAGAAGAAGAAGAAGAAGGAGGAGGAGGAGGAGGCAAAGGAGGAGGAUGAUGGUGAUGAUGAGAUUAUCUCUGAAAUACCCAAGUCUCCUAGUGAGGAAAAUGAUUCUGAAGAAGCUGAGUUCUGGAUCCCUCCACCAGGAGCACGUUGGGAUUUUGAUGAUGGCGGUGACAGAUGGGGUUCCGAUUCAGAGUCAGUGAGCAAUGACGAGAACAAAAGUGACGAGGUUGAUGGAAUUGUUGAAGAUGAUGAUGAGGAGUCAGAAGAGAUCUCAAUGCGGACAAAAAGAAUGUCCAUAGAAAUUGGACCAAGCAGCUUUGCAUCCAGAAAGAAGAAGAGUAAAAAGAACACUGCAUGAUCUGACCACCCUUGCUUCAACUUAAAGAGCAUCUGAUGUAGAAAAGUUUGUUCUACCAAAUACAAUGAGUGAAACCUGGUGAAAGUGGAACAAUUUCUAAGGGGUUCAAUAAUACAAAUCUUCUUCCUUGCACUUGGCCAUUUUUGCAUUACUGGCCUAAUCUUGUUUGCUUUGUAUCUCAUAUGCAAUUCGGGUUGGUGGUAUGCAUUUAUGGGAGAAAUGGGUGUAAGAUGUGUUACAGGCACAAUCCUGUACUUGUAUGCACCACCCAAGCAAAGGGACAUGGUUAAACCACAAAGAAAUAGAUGAGGCACCAUCUAGUAGUUGGUUUUCAUUUCGUGUAUGGUAAGUUAUGAUUUUUGAACCCUUGUAGAAUAUGAAAUUUUGCGUUUUUGAUCAAUUUGUAAACAUUGUUGAUUUGUUGUGUAUCUAUGGCAUUGAUUACCUAAUUUCAUCUGAUGAAAUAUUUGAUUUAAUUGAUACAGAAGCUUGCUUGGAUAA